Molecule: messenger RNA, 5132 nt
Organism: Pangasianodon hypophthalmus (striped catfish)
Lineage: Eukaryota; Metazoa; Chordata; Actinopteri; Siluriformes; Pangasiidae
Gene: nphs1
Product: NPHS1 adhesion molecule, nephrin
Biological process (GO): cell-cell adhesion
Cellular component (GO): cell-cell junction
Molecular function (GO): cell adhesion molecule binding
Source: RefSeq, a predicted model, not a curated record
GUCAGGAAGAAAGUGUGUGAACAUCGUAGACUCGAAGUGUCUUCACCAUCAGAGCUGGAGAGUGCUCUGUGAACACGCAUUUACACCAAGUGACGAGUAACGAUUCGCACCACGUUGAAUAAAGGAUAGCAAGCCUGUGAUUGGAUGAGAUGACUGUGUUGUCAUCGCUCAUCAGCACUGUUCUUCUGCUCCACGUUGAGUUACAAGGCGUGUGUGGGCAGCAGGCAUUCAGGACGGAGCCGAGGAACGUGACCGUGAGGGCUGGAGCCACAGCUCUGCUGAAGUGUGAAGUGCUAAGGGCCUCAGGGACCGUGCAGUGGGUGAAGGAUGGCCUGCUUUUGGGGCCACUCAGGUCUCUGCCCGGCCACCCACGCUACACCAUGACUGGUGAUGAGAACAGAGGGCAAUACCAUCUCCAGAUUGAAGACGUGCGCCUGGAAGAUGACUCCUCCUACGAAUGCCAGGUGGGCCGUUCCGAAACCAGUCAUCCCAUCGUCUCACGCACUGUGUGGAUCAAUGUGCAAAUUCCUCCAUCAAAUCCCUACAUUGUGCUGGACUCAGAGGAGCCGUGGGUGGAGGGGCAAGCGUACACGGUGACCUGCAUCGCCCCUGAUGCCAAACCGGCUGCUGAUGUCAUUCUCUUUAAAGAUGGAGAGGAGCUGACAGAUACAACGACUUUCACGAUGUCAGGCUCUGAAGAUAAACUCCUGAACACUCACACUGAAGUUAAUGUCAGGCCUCAGCGUUCGGACGAUGGCCGACCCCUGCUCUGUCGAGUGAGAAACCCAGCUCUCAGCAAGGCCUUGGAAACCAAAAUAUUGAUGAAAGUGUACUUCCCACCCCAGGCUCCGGUGAUAGAGGGAUUGAGGACUGAAGAGGUGAAAGCCGGUACCUAUCUCCGGCUGGUCUGUCUGUCAUAUGGAGGAAACCCUUUGGCUACUCUGCACUGGACUAAGAACGAUGAGGUGUUGUCUACUAUCUGGGAAAUGGACACUGUCUCCCGUAAGGCCAGCAGUACGCUGGUGAUGGGCGUGAAGCCAGAAGACAAUAAAGCUGUGCUACGCUGUGAGAGUGUUAAUCAAGUGUCCCGAUCUCCCAUGGCCAUCACUCGCACCCUCUCCGUCCUCUUCGAGCCCUCUAAUGUGGAACUAAGUGGCUCCUCUGAAGCUAUAGAGGGAACAGAGGUGAAUGUGUGCUGCUCCACGUCCUCCAGUAAUCCACCGGUUCAUAUCCGCUGGUGGCUCGGCUCCAAGGAGCUCAACACCACUGUCAUCACUAUCACUGAGGGAGAGAAUGGUGGGAUGAUGACAAUGUCUAACCUGACUCACACCGUGUCCAGGGAGGAAAAUGGACUGUUGCUCACCUGUGAAGCUUUUAAUAAAGGCACACGAUUCUCCAGAAUCCAAACCAAAACCCUCAGUGUGUACUAUCCUCCUCAGAAGGUUUGGUUAGAUGCCCCAUCGGAAGGAACUUUCCUGCGUUCAGGGAUGACCAUUCGGCUGGUGUGUUUUUCCAGUGGAGGAAACCCCACUGGCAGCUUGAAAUGGUUUAAGGAUGGUAAAGCUGUGCAGAUGCCAACGAAACACAUCCAGUCGGAGCGUGGUGUGUCACGAGAGUUCCUUCUCACUCUCCAACCCAGUGAUAAUUUAGCCACGUAUCGCUGUGACGCCACCAACGAGGCCAAGAAAACACGAUCAGCUAAGACUAAACUUCGGGUCCAAUUUCCUGCAGUAAGUUUGAAGAUCACGGUGGAACAGAAGGAGUUGCGUGCUGGACAGACUAUCAAGAUGGACUGUCUGGCUGGAAGCAGUAACCCGAAAGUUAACAUCAGCUGGAGUCAGGGCACCACCAGCCUUUUAGGGGAGGAGAGCGCUGCUAAGAAGUCGCUGUAUGGUGGGAUGUCAGUCAGCAGUUCUCUGUCGCUCCCUCUCUCUUCUCAUCUCCAUGGCAGCAGGAUCACCUGUCAGGCCUUCAGUGCUGCACUUUCAGAGCGGGUCAACACCUUCUACACACUCAACGUCCUCUUCCCUCCUGAGUUUGCAGAAGACCAGCCGAGCCUGGUGGAGGUGAUUGAGGACGACGUCGCUGCACUUCCUGUUAAGGUCUCAGCCAAUCCAGACGAUAUCGCCUGUGAGUGGAUAUUCCAGGGCGAGAAGGUGCUUAGAGAUCGGGAUCAUCGUUACCACUUUCCUGAAGCCUGGAGUCUGGAAAUUUGGAACGUGACCAGGCGUGAUGCGGGUGUGUACACAGUAGAGUGUUCCAAUGCAGAAGGAAAAAACAGAACCAACAUCAAACUGGAUGUCCAGUAUCCCCCUAGCGUGAAGAUGAAGACGGAUCCUGUGCACGUGAACAUCGGAGACACUGCAGAUCUGUUCUGCAUCGCUGACGCCAAUCCUGUGACUGAUGGCAUGUUUUCCUGGAAGUGGAUGGGUGAAGGUGAGUUCGAGGAGUUGGGAGAGACCAGUCAGGACGAAUCGACUGGACUUUUGACCAUCUAUGAGGUGACCCGAGCUCAAGCAGGUCCUUACCAGUGCACUGCAAACAACGGCAUAGCGCCCCCUGCCAGUGUGGUGGGUCAGCUUGUUGUACGCUUUGCUCCCGAGCUGCAGAAGGGGGCGCAGUGGAGAAAAGUGGCGAGUCGAGGAGAUGGUACUACUGAUGCUGAUGUGAUUUGUCAGGCUGAAGGAGUACCACGUGUCCAAUUCAGCUGGGCAAAGAAUGGCAUACCGCUGAACUUUGGCAACCCACGGUAUCUGGAGAGGACUGUGAAAGAGGGGGCGAUACACACCAGCACUCUGACUGUAGUAAAUGUGAGUGCAGCUCUGGACUAUGCUGUGUUUACCUGCACCGCCCGAAACAGCCUUGGAGAGGACACACUCGACAUCCAGCUGCUCAGCACCAAUUACCCAGACCCCCCCUCAGACCUGAAGCUUCUUAGCAUCUCCUCAAACUCCGUCACUCUGGAGUGGAUGCCCGGCUUCGAUGGAGGGCUCACUCAAAAUUUCAGAGUCAGGUACCGGUGGGCGGGGUCUGCCAGUUACCUGUACGUUGAUGUUUUUCCGCCGAGAUCCACCGUGUACGCAGUGAGCGGCCUGAAGCCUUCCACCACCUACAACUUCUCAGUUAAUGCCAUUAACUCGAUGGGAGAGAGCAGCUAUGCUGAUAACGGUGCAGUACUCACCGUCACCACUAUGGAUUCUGAUCCUGCGCCAGACGAGCCCCAUCCCAAAGUCCCGGAGCGUGAAGAAGUCCCAGCUAUACCAGUGUAUGUCAUCCCCAUCCUUGUGGGAAUCUUCCUGCUGGUCAACGCCUUAGGCUUCUUUCUAUUGGUCAGGUGGAAAAAGGGACGAGGUCUGAAAGGGGGAGCAGGCAGCUUUUCAGAGGGCAAGAGGAGCGAUGAAGGGUCAUCGGUGAGCAGCAGAGAGCCGAUCAAUGCCUCGGCACAACGAACCCUUCUCAUCAACACAAGUUCAGAGCCGGACAGCAGCAGCAGCGUCUACGAGAGCUACGGAGGGAGCUAUCACUAUUACUACCCCACUGAGGCCUACAGUCCUGCUCUUUAUACCCAUCUGGAGACACCAGAGAAGCUCGAUAGCAGACACAUUACGAACCCGAUCAGUCAUGAUUAUGAGGAAGUCAGAGACUUUGGGCCAUACCAGGAUCUGUUUGGGUCGAAUCUCCCACCUGCAACAGCUCUGAAUUUUGGAGCUGAUGGAUCAGGCCAGGUUCCAGCAUCCACUUAUGAGCAGGGUAGAUGGUUUGUUGGAGCUGUUUUGGACCCAGCAAGUGGAGUUAACAAUUCUAUCACUUACAGACGCAGAAAGAACUCAGUCUUGCCAUUUGAACUGAGGGGUGAGCUGGUUUAAGAGCUCACAAAAUGCUAGAAAACUCUGUAAUAGGUCUGUACUUGUGGUUACAUCACUCAAAGCAUUCAUCAUUACUAUAUUUUUUUUCCCUUAUUUAUCUUCAUUAGAUUUAAGUUUAGGUUAUAGAUACAAAAGUAUCAUUUUAGUUAGAAUUUUAUAUAUCUGCUUUCAGUGUCUGGUUUUGUUUAUUUACUAUAAUUUGUAUUUGUAUUUACCUUUUGCAAUAUAUCCCAAAAAUAUGCUAAUAUAAAUAGUGACUAUUUAUUAUUACAUUAUUGGCCAAAAAAAAUAACUACUGAAAUUGAAUAUUGAAAUGCAAACUGUAUACAUUGUUGUUUUUGGAGGUAUGGCAUUGUCUGGAAACUAGGUACAUGCAGAAAUUGUCAAAAGGCACCUCUAUUUUAUUAUACACCUAUACUCUACUGAAAAACAAGAUUUAAAAAAAAAAACCUCAAUGGUUUUCACAUUUUGUUAGUAACACAACAGUGUAUAUUUGUGCAAGGUCAUACUCUAAGGUCUGUAGUCAAACUGUUGUCUGGGAAAGCUGAGAGGAGAGCCUGAUACAAGAACCAUGUCAAAGGUGAAGACUUCAGGGCCAAACUGUGUGAUUCCUGGAAAUAAACAAUGCAGUCAUUACUAUACCCUUAUCUUAUUCCCUUAUCUUUUCACAUGACCUGUUGGAAGGUAUCCUUCAUACCAAACUUGUUAUGCAAUAUUGGAAGGAAAUUACAUUCUUUGGAAAGGUACUUGGAAAAAAAAAAAAUGUAUCUCAACUUACAGCAUCUGAGGCUGUGUAUGAAUACUUAGAAAGUGACAGUAGCUCAAUAGCAUAAGAAAUUAAUAGGCAAUGAAAGGUGAACUGAAAAAAAAGCCUAUUACAAAUAGUAUUAAAAGCACUAAAGCACUAAAAACACUGCUAGUUCUGGUCUGUAAUUGUUAUAUAUUCAUUUUGCCAAAUGAAUACAUGUCAUUAAAAAAAAAGUUCUUUGUAAAAAUAGUCUACUCAUUAACUGUAGUUAUAAUACCAUCCCUAAAAAGCCUGUAUCACAGAAUGUGACGUUUUAUUUUGUAACUUUUGUGGAUAUAAUGAGGUAUGAUGAUCAGUAUUGAUUAAUGAUAAUAGUUUUUCUAGUCUGUGAACAAUUUGUUGUCAUUUUAUAUGUAAUCAGAUACAAGAUUACAUACAUAUAAUAGUCUGAAAUAAAAAAAAGUCAUUCUAAACUUUCAUCUCUUUAUUUGAAAGAAGAACCUGAGAACAAAACUCAA